CCCACAGGGUACUAUUCGUCUUUCGACAGCGAUGGAUUCUGGUAAGUAACCAUGUCGCUCUUUCAAUUUUGCACAAAAGACCACGCAUCAAUUACAGAUAUCUCGGAAACUUCGUCAGCCGUGCCAAUUUCAGAUGAUGCUUAUGACACUGAUGCGCACUCUCAACACAAGAAAAGGCGUGUUAGCGGAGGACAUGCAGCUUCAUCGUCGAGGGAGGGAGAUUCUCACAAGGCCACCAGCCGUUUGUUCAGGAAGUUACUCCAUCAAAUGGAGGCACUCUCAGACGACACUAAGGAACUGAAGAGGGAAACUGGACAUAUCCGCAGCAUGCUGCAGGAUCACUUCACAACCACGGAUCUGACGGUUCCGGAUUCUUUCAACAUUCUUCCCAUCACGGAUGAGCGUGGACUGCGUGCUGUCGAAGCUUCAAUCAACGACGAAACCAACUUUAAAGCCUUUGUGUCCCAGCUUUGGACAUCUGGGGGAGCCAGCAGUGCUGAGUGCACACGGAAUGUAUUGAGGAGGCUUGUGACUAUGAACUUCGCUGCAGAAAUAUGCUAUUCGGGACACAAUGCUGAUAAAAGGGUGUUCCAGGGCCUUGCGCUGUCCCGUCUUCUUACUGCCUGCGUUAGACGGGCCUUUCCAUCAGCAACGGACAAAGAAAUAGCUUCAGCCGCCAGAAACUACUUCAGGUGUGCCCCUGGGGUAGUACGGAAGAGACGCAGCAACAGCGAUGGUGCAACAGAUUGAAAGCUGCUGCCAAGAAUCGUCCAUCCAAGAAAAUGGCAAGACACCUAGAGCACUUUGAUAUAAACACUGUAU
Messenger RNA from Ornithodoros turicata, 822 nucleotides. RefSeq lists its product as uncharacterized. The transcript has 7 exons. The record is from RefSeq and is a predicted model, not a curated record. NCBI's taxonomy places the organism in Eukaryota, Metazoa, Arthropoda, Arachnida, Ixodida, Argasidae. The coding region runs from base 52 to 750 and encodes 232 amino acids.